CGCGCUCCUGUCCCCACGCAGAUGGGCAGAAGAUGUACAUAUUCAUGAGCAAAACUCUCCUAGUUCAUAUCACUUAGCAUCUUUGUUCUAUACUUUGAGGUAUUGUGGUAGCUAUGGAUCCUCUUAGCGCCUUAUCCCUUGCAGCCUGCGUUGUCCAGUUCAUAGAGUUCGGUUUUAGCCUCGUCUCCAAUGCCUAUGAAAUUGGCACAUCUGCGACAGGAGCGACAAAGCGAAAUGACGACCUUGAAGAGGCCUCUAGUACACUGAGUACACUCGUUCUUGAGCUUAACGGUCUUUCCGAGAAUGUUACACCGUCUCCGAACAGAGUUCUCGAAGAAUUAGUCCUCAAGACUGUUGCUACCAGAUGCAGAGCGACUGCCAAUGAACUACAAGCAAUACUGCAGGAUAUGCGUUCCAACAGUCCUGGAAAGGGGUUGUCCUCUGGGCUUAGAAAAGCGUUCAAAGUGGCAUGCAGUAAAAAGACACUUGUGGACCUGGAGAGCAAGUUGAUAAUGUGUCGCAGCGAAUUAUCGACAUGCUUGACAGUCAUAAUCAGCAACAAACAAUCAAGCUUAUGUCGAGAGUUCCGCCGCAUGUACGAGGCAAACUCUUCUAUGCAACUCAAUCAGUCAACACAGUUGGACGAUAUAUCUCAGAAAUUGAAAGACAUCGAAAAUAAUUUGCGGCCUGCUAGGACUGGGACGAGCCCACUCUUCGAGUCGGAGGCGGUAUUCUAUGGGAGGCUGUCUGAUACGCUUUCCAAAAUUGUCCUAACUGCAAAGGGCCUCUCCACUCAGCGACGUGUUCUCCGAUCGCUGUAUUUUCGAGCACUGCCAGUCCGUCAUCAAAGCAUCGCGGAAGCGCACACAAGCACCUUCCGCUGGAUUGUAGACGACGACAACACGAAUCAUAGCCAAAGAAACUUUCUCCAUUGGCUCAAAGCCGGCGAUGGUAUAUUCUGGGUAUCAGGAAAGCCAGGAUCAGGAAAAUCAACGCUGAUUAAAUUUCUAGCCGGUCAUGCUAGAACAUUCAGCACCGUGAGCUCGUGGGCAGCUCCGAAUCCUUGUGUCAUUGCGCAAUAUUAUUUUUGGAGCGCAGGAACCCACCUUCAGAAAUCACUUGAAGGGCUGAUCAGAUCCCUCCUGUUCGAGAUCCUCCGUCGAAAGCCGGAACUAAUGCCCACGAUCCUUUCAGAAAGGUGGGAUGCAGCAUGUGGCCCUGAAAAUCAGGACUUCGACGACCGAGACGGAUCCUUUUGGAGCAUGCCCGAAUUAUUUCGUGCUGCAGACCGUUUAGGAGACUGGAAAGAGACCUCGACUCAGUUCUGCUUCUUUAUAGAUGGCUUGGACGAGUUCAGUGGCGACCAUAACGACGUCGUGAAGAUUUUGGCUCGUCUAAGUUCAUCGCCAAAUCUCAAGAUUUGCGUGGCCAGUCGACCAUGGAACAUUUUUGAAGAUGCAUAUGGGCAGAGCAAGGAGAAGAAAUUCUACCUCCAGGAUCUCACCCGAGGCGACAUUCAGAUAUACGUUGAGAGCAUGCUUGAAGCACAUCCGAACUGGAAAAUGAUUGUCUCCGAUGAUACGCGCUGCUCAGCCCUUGCAGAGAAGAUUACGAGGAAAUCGCAGGGUGUCUUUUUAUGGGUGCAUUUGGUUUUGAAAUCGCUCUAUGAGGGUCUCACGAAUGGUGACGACCUCUAUACCCUCAGACAACGUAUCCGAAGAUUCCCAGAAGAUUUGGACAGCUUUUUCAAGGUAAUGCUGAAAUCGAUCGAUCCUUUCUACUACCCAUCUACUGCACGCUUCUUCAAAGUCGCCCUCGAGGCCCGUGAGCCCCUCACCUUGAUGUGCUUCUUGUUUGUCGAUAAAGCCGUCCGUGAUGAGAAUUUUGGUCUUCACCGGCCCAUCGAGACUAUGGACGACUACGAAAUCUUCAACAAUCACUCCCGGAUGCGCCGACGACUGGACGGUCGCUGCAAAGGAUUGCUCGAGGUAGAAAAAGUUCCUUACGCCACGGACUAUCUGGGACAUCGCGUCAAUUUCCUUCACCGGACGGUCAGGGACUUUCUGCUUACAAGGGACAUGACCGACUUCAUUGAGAAGCAUUUGGAGGAGUUCAACGUCAACCACGCUAUAUUCCAAGCAUUCGUCGCUCUCAUGAAAUCCAUGCCUCUUCGGGACAAUAACGCCAAUGCACAUGCAGAACUGGAAUUGACGACAUUGUUCGAUGAGAGUCUCCAUUACGCCUGGAAAGCUGAGCAAGAAACAGGACAGGCGGAUCCGGAUUUAGUUGACGAAGCGCGAGACACUUUCGAACUGCUUCUGAGCUCAAUGGGUCGGCAGCCUUCCUGGGACUACUUCCGGAAGUUGGCUAUCACGCGUGGUCUUUGCAAAUAUCUGGAUCAACGAAGGGACUGUCAAGCUGGUUCAUAAGCGAUCAUAGAUGGGUCGCUGCUGCGAUAUUCUCUCACAGAGUCCGUCAGACAGCAUGGUGUCGAUGAUCCGGAUCUGACAGAAAUCGUGGCUAUGUUUGUCCGGCGUGCAAGCGAAACGUCUCGUUUUAAUAAGAGACACGUGUCAUACUGGCUUUCAUCUCUUAACAAGACCAUACUGAAGGCUGGGAUGGAUCACAUCUGGGCAGCACGCCAACAACACAUCAUGCAAAUCCUUCUCAGCGAGAGCGACCAGAUCAACGAUGGUGGUGCGGCGGGAGACUUUGUCAGUGGCUUGUUUGACCUGGCUCUGGAACAUCCCAAGAGACAAGCGUGGGAGGUAUGGAUUGAGAUGCUGGUGACGUUGCUGCGCGCGGGUGUGGAUCCGAAUGCGGUUCACCAAAAUAGCACCGUGGCUGAGAGCUUCUUCAAAAGUCUUCUCAAUUUCCGUCGUACUGGUAAGUGGGUGAAGGUUCCCAUGGAGAGCCUCGAGUUCCUGGCGAAGAUUACGGAGAUACUUCUGGUUCAUGGGGCAAAUGCGGCUGGCAUGCCAGAGAGCACGGUGUCCUUUUUGUUUCCAGGACGGCUGGGAACUCCCUUGCAGGCGAUACUGGCGGCAAGACACCAGCCGCCGAGCCAGCUCUCUUUUCUGUUCUCAUGGCUUACCUGGCCCUUUCGUAGAGUAUAGUUUCAAGAUACUUUGUCUUUAAAG
Molecule: messenger RNA, 3140 nt
Organism: Diaporthe batatas
Lineage: Eukaryota; Fungi; Ascomycota; Sordariomycetes; Diaporthales; Diaporthaceae
Exons: 2
Coding region: 114-2429 (771 amino acids)
Source: RefSeq, a predicted model, not a curated record